This is a messenger RNA of Halichondria panicea, 2119 nucleotides long. Its product is annotated as merlin-like. Bases 129 to 1976 code for a protein of 615 amino acids. The record is from RefSeq and is a predicted model, not a curated record. Lineage: Eukaryota; Metazoa; Porifera; Demospongiae; Suberitida; Halichondriidae. The transcript has 15 exons. Gene Ontology annotation, biological process: regulation of organelle assembly; positive regulation of early endosome to late endosome transport; regulation of hippo signaling. Gene Ontology annotation, cellular component: filopodium; apical part of cell; adherens junction. Gene Ontology annotation, molecular function: actin binding; integrin binding.
GGGUGUGGCUGUACCGUAGAUCUAGUGUCAAACAACAGCCAGCCACCAAGCAAAAAUCACUACAUAUAUAUAUCUAUGUCUAUGAGAUCAAGAGCAAGUCACAUAUCUAGCCCUGUGCUCUGUCUAAAAUGGAUUUUUCCACACUGAAGCGGAGCAAGAAGACGUUGGACGUGCAAGUCACCACACUCGAUGCUGUGUUGGAGUUUCAGAUCGAUGCUAAGUCCACGGGCAAGAACCUGUUUGACCUUGUGACACGGACCAUUGGAGUGAGGGAAGUCUGGUACUUUGGGCUGCGUUACAAGGAUAGCAAAGGGUUCACCAGCUGGCUCAAGUUCAACAAGAAGGUGAUUGACCAGAACGUGAACAAGGCUAGGACAGCGGAGUUCCACUUCCGCUGCAAGUUCUUUCCCGAGGACGUAGGGGAGGAGCUGGUACAGGAGGUCACUCAGCAUAUGUUCUACCUCCAAGUCAAGGCCUCCGUGCUCAAUGAAGAAGUCUACUGUUCCCCAGAAGCCUCAGUACUACUGGCUUCCUAUGCUGUGCAGGCUGAGGUAGGUGGGGCUGAGUUUGGUGAAUACGAUCAAGACAUUUAUCAAGCUGGGUUCCUGUCAAACGAGCAGUUGUUACCACAAAGGGUGAUGGACCAAUAUCACAUGACCCAGGACAUGUGGGAGGAGAGGAUAGUGAGCUGGUGGGCUCAACAUCGUGGAAUGCUCAGGGAAGAAGCAGAGCUUGAGUACUUAAAGGUGGGGCAGGAGUUGGAGAUGUACGGAGUCAACUACUUCGAGAUAAAGAACAAGAAAGGCACACAACUUUGGAUGGGUGUGGACGCAUUCGGGCUAAACAUUUACGAGCAAGACGAUCAGCUGUCUCCAAAGAUCUCCUUCCCGUGGGGAGAAAUAACGAACGUGGAGUACCAUGGGAAAAAGUUCUUCAUAAUGCCAAGUGACAGAAGAUCUCCGAGCUUCAUCUUCUAUGUGUCUAAGACAAAGAUCUCAGAUCAUAUCAUGCAGCUGUGCAUGGGUAACCAUGACUUGUACAUGCGUCGCCGACGACUAGACACAAUGGAGGUCCAACAAAUGAAGGCCCAGGCCAAAGAAGAGCGAGCGAGGAAAAUGGCCGAGAGAGAUCGCCUGGAGAGAGAGACUCAGGGACGUAUUGAGGCCGAGAGGAGACAGGCGGAGUUGGAGGAGCGGCUUGUUGAAAUGGAGGAGGAAGCUCGUAGGGCUCACGAGGACAGGCUGCAGGCCCAGAGAAUUGUAGAGCUACUCAGUGAGAAGGUCAAGCUGGCAGAGGAGGAGGCUCAGGCCCAUGCUAGGAAGAAGAUGGAGGCCGAGGAGGAGAUUAGGAGGGUGAGAGCAAGUGCCGUUAAGAGUGAGGAAGAGAAGCUUGCUAUGGAGCGCAAAGUGCAAUUGGCAGAGCAAGCAGCCACCAUUCUCCACUCGUCAUUACAUCAUGACUACGAGAGGGAGGAGCCUAGUAGGGGGUCAGGAGGUGGCGGGCUUAACGGGGAAGAGGAGGGAUUAUCCCCCAGCAGUGUGGGCGGGCCCAUCAUCACAGAUACCACCACCAGCACAUCCACCACCAGUGCCCCUACUCCGUCUGGUGCCAGUGUUGAUGUGCUCACCGUCCGCUCCCCGUCACCAGAGCAACAGUGGGCAAAUGAUGCUACAGGCGGGUGGGGGGAGUCCCCUAGAGCAGAGCUGGACCUUGUUGCUGACAGAGACAUUGAGGACCUAACCAAACAACUAGAGAAAGAAAGUAUGGACUAUCAGGAAAAGUACAAGUACAUUUCCGAGCAGCUAACAGUCCUAAAAACAGAAAUGGACGACCUCAAAAAUGACGAUAGAGUCACACGAAAUGACGUGAUUCAUGAGAGCAACUUCAAACGAGGCAGACAAAGCAAAAGACGAAUGUUAGACCAGAGUAAAGCUGGAACUUCCAAGACAAGAAUCGCUUUCUACGAAGAACUAUGAUAGACUUCACAAUCUAUUACCUACCACUGACUCACGUACUGUAUUGUAAUGACGAUGCCAACUCAUUCUGUCUUCUAUAAUUCUGUAAAAUAAUAAUAAUUAUCAAUCCAUGAAUAAUCACAAAGAUUAUUUUUUUGCCCCUG